AUGAUACCUUCAGGGUGCCCGCUUGAGGCGGACAAUAGUUUCGGCCCCGUGACGAAUCCUGGGUGCCGCGAUGGCUUUGAUUUCACCCUUCUGUUCGAGCAGGCGAUAUUCGGCCUCGUCCCUGCGGUCGCGUUUCUCAUCAUUUCUCCUGUUCGACUACAUAUUCUCGCGAAAUGCGAUGUCCGAAUCCAGUUUAACAAAUUGAGAUCUGCAAAACUGAUAACUAUCGUCGUGUUUGCCGCAAUCCAACUCGCCCUGCUCAUUAGCUGGGCACAGAAUGCUAAGCCUUUUACACAUAUCUCCGUGGCAUCUGGCGCGAUCAAUCUUGCAGUGGCAUUGGAGAUUUUAGUCAUAUCGUGGAUGGAGGAUGAGCGAUCAGUCAGACCGUCAUCACUCCUCGCCAUCUAUCUUGUCCUCACGCUACUCUUCGACAUUGUGCAGACCAGAACUCUCUGGUUAUCCCGCGCUGGAAGUCUCAUUCCCAGUCUAUUUACGGCCAGUGUUGCUGCAAAGAUGACGAUGCUUCUUCUGGAGAGUCUGGGGAAGCAGAAGUACCUCACUGGUACGUAUCGUGAUCUGCCACCAGAGUCAACGAGUGGUAUCUUGAACCGGUCCUUUCUGUGGUGGUUGAACCGUCUUUUCCAUGCUGGUUUUCGAUCUUUGCUCACUGUGGGGGAUCUGGAUGUUCUGGAUAAGCCUCUGGAAUCUGCGGGCGCGGCCGAGAAGGCGCGGCAAGCUUGGAUCCAACGCCAGCACCCGGCACGCCGCUUCGAAUUCCCAGUGCAGAUGUGUCGGGCUCUCAGGGCCUCACUGGCACUAGUGGUAUUUCCUCGACUGUGUUUGAUAGGAUUUACUUUUGCGCAACCCUUCCUGAUCACUUCCAUGCUUAACUGGCUUGAUGAUCCAUCUACCGCGUUGAACGAUGGCUACGGUCUUAUCGGCGCCACUAUUCUCAUAUACCUGGGCAUGGCUCUUUCUACACUGUCGUAUAACCACAUGCUAAAUCGGUUCACGACAAUUUUCCGAGGGGCCGCUUCGUCGAUGAUCUAUGACCAUGCGUUGCGCAUCCCCGAUGGGGCACUAGAGGAUCGUUCGGCCACAAUUACUCUCAUGACCACCGACAUUGACCGGAUUAUCGAUUGCCUAGUGACUUUGAAUGAAUGCUGGGCUCGUACUAUUGAGGUCGCGAUUGGCAUUUCGCUGCUUGCUCUUCGUAUGGGAUGGGUUUGUCUGAUGCCAUUGAUUAUCGUGAUCCUAUCUAGCCUAGGGAGCACAUAUAUCUCGAAGAAUAUUGGGGGGCAGCAGAAAAAUUGGGUUGAUGCUGUUCAGCAGCGCAUCGCAAUCACCCGUUCAAUGCUGGCUGAUAUCCAAACUGUUAAGCGGAUAGGGUUGAGUAAGACCUUUCUUCAUAUCAUACAGAACAAACGAGUCCAAGAAACUCAUCAAAUGGCCAAGUAUCGAUGGAGCAUCGUUUGGCAAAACAUGAUCCAGAAUCUACCAUGGGCAUUGGCACCAGCUUUGACCUUCACAGUCUACGCUGCUCAAGGAAAGGAACUUGAUGUUAGCAAGACCCUCAGCAGUCUGUCAAUUAUAACACUUCUCACUAGCCCGGCCUCUAAGCUGCUUAGUGCGGUUCCUUCCACGGCGGCCGCUACGGGAUGCUUUGAUAGAAUCCAAUCAUUUCUCAUGGUGCCGACUGGUCAGCAUCACCCAGAUACAACUUCUAUUACCACGGAAGAAACUCACAUUCACAUGAGCGAUAGCUCUGGUGAGCUGCAACCCAUAUCAUUCUUGAGCAGCGGCACUGCUGAUCCUACAUUCCCCGUCAUAUCUAUGGAACGAGUCAAUAUCCGCCCAGUUACAUCGGCAAAGAUAGUACUGCGGGAUAUCAGCAUCCAAGUUCCAGCUGGAAAUCUAGUAAUCAUUCGGGGACCAGUGGGAUCCGGGAAAACAACUCUGCUUCGGGCUAUACUUAGCCAAGCAGUUUGCGAGAAAGGGGUAACUACAGUAAAAAUCAAAAACCCGGCCCUUUGCGCGCAAAUCCCCUGGAUCCCGAGGGGCACCAUCCGAGAAGCAAUUUGCGGGGUAACUGCUACAGGAUCAGUAACCACUCACGGUAUUGACUGUGAAUGGUAUGCGGACGUUCUUCAUGCAUGUGCUCUGCUUCCAGACCUGGAAUUGUUUCCUGAGGGUGAUGCCACGCAAAUCGGCAAUGGAUCCGGGAAUAAGUUCAGCGGCGGUCAAAUGCAUCGAAUUGCCCUUGCACGGGCUGUGUAUGCCCGUAGGAAACUUUUGUUGUUAGAUGAUGUACUCAGUGCACUAGACCGGAAAACAAAGGCCAUCAUAAUGGAGCGUCUCUUCGGAGGUGACGGACUUCUGCGAAGAACAAUGUCGACCGUUGUGAUGGUGACUCAUGAGAUUGAUUAUCUAUCUUAUGCGGAUCAAGUUCUGGCUCUUUCGGACGGGAAUCUUCGCCGGGAAGAGGCCCGCGAGAGAACCGUCUACCAAGCUUUGCUACCCGAUGCUGCAGCAGAUGAGGGCUUGGAGGAAAGUACAAAGUCGAUGAUGAAAGAGAAAGCAGCCGAGAUCUCUAAAGCGAAUGAUAUUAAUGAUCUCAGAAGAGCAACGGGAGACUCGGCUGUUUAUAGGUACUAUUUGCGCUACAUCGGCUGGACGAAGGCCAUGAUUUUUGUUUCCUUCGUGACUAUCAAUGUCUUCGCCAGUACAUACGGCAAGAUCUUGCUUGAGCGGUGGGCUAACCGCGGCGGAGGUCAAAAGCCGUUAUAUGUCACAAUAUACUUCCUCCUCGCGAUUUGCAACACUAUCGGGAAUGGUGGCUACGUUUGGGCUAUCUUGAUCCUAAUUUCGCCCGCAACGGCACGCCGCCUUCACUAUGUCGUGCUGAGGACCGUUAUUAGGGCGACACCGCAGUUCCUUUCAACAGUUGACAAUGGGUCAAUAUUGAACCGAUUCAGCCAAGACAUGACCCUCGUAGAAAGUCAAUUGCCUAUCGGCGUGUUGAUCACAGUUUCAAAUCUUUUCUCAUCAAUUGCUAGCGCUGCACUCAUUGCUACGGGAUCGGAAUACAUGGCUAUCUCCCUCCCUUUCUUGAUAUUUGCUGUCUUUUUGCUACAGCAUGUUUAUCUAAAAACAUCACGACAGCUCCGACUUCUGGACCUCGAAAGCAGAAGCCCACUGUACUCUCAUUUCCUUGAUACAGUCGAGGGCCUUGCUACAAUUCAAGCAUUUGGGUGGGAAGAAGACUUCCAGAACAAGAACUCAAGACUAUUAGAUGUCACCCAACGCACAUACUAUAUGCUAAAUUGCAUCCAACGUUGGCUGAAUCUGGUCCUGGAUCUGAUUGUUGCCGCAGAAGCGAUUAUUGUCGUUAGCCUAGCGGUAUUUUUGAGGCAGAAAACUAGUGUGGGAUUACUCGGAGUUUCACUAAACAGCAUCCUCUCAUUCAACGGAAGUCUCUCAUCUUUAAUAUCGGGCUGGACACAACUUGAGAUAUCACUUGGUUCAAUCUCACGAGUCAGAGAUUUUGAAAUGGAGGUUCCCAGCGAAGUCACAAGCGGAAAAACGGAACCACCUAGCGAUUGGCCAGAUCGGGGCGCAAUUCACGUCUCGGAAGUUAGUGCACAGUACCAUCCGAAAGCUAUUGCUUUGAAGAGUGUCUCUCUCGUGGCCUCUCCUGGUCAGAAGAUCGGCAUUUGUGGGCGCACUGGGAGUGGAAAGAGCUCCCUAUUAUCCGCAAUUUUGGGCAUGCUCACUAUCACGAAUGGAUCAAUUCUGAUCGACAACGUCGAUCUUGCCACCCUCCAACCUGAAAGGGUCAGAGAAAGGAUCGUCACCAUUCCUCAGGAUCCAUUCAUUAUGGUGGGCUGUACAGUCAGGUUGAACACAGACCCCACAGGAAAGUUCCCCGAUGCAGAUAUCUUCGCGGCCCUAGACCGAGUAGGGAUUUGGAAGGGCGUGUUGGAUGACAGGGGUGGACUGGACGCUGAGAUAACUAAUACUUUAUCUCUAUCGAGAGGCCAACAACAAUUGCUGGAGCUUGCCCGUGCAAUACUGAAGAUACAGGCGAGCAACGCCAAGAUCCUGCUGAUCGAUGAAGCAACUAGCGGUGUCGACAUGGAAACGGACGCUCAUGUUCAGGCCCUUCUGCGACGCGAGCCGUUUCAUUCAUGCACGGUGCUUACUGUGGCACACCGUGUCCAUACGCUCAUGGAUCAUGAUUUAGUCCUCGUUCUAGAUCAGGGAAAGGUGAUAGAGAUGGAUGGGCCCGGGAAACUUGCUGGCCGGAAAGAUAGUAUCUUUAGCAGCCUUCUCAACAGCCAGGCAUAUUGA
This is a messenger RNA of Penicillium psychrosexuale, 4350 nucleotides long. Its product is annotated as multidrug resistance-associated protein. Bases 1 to 4350 code for a protein of 1449 amino acids. The record is from RefSeq and is a predicted model, not a curated record. The transcript has 11 exons. Gene Ontology annotation, cellular component: membrane. Gene Ontology annotation, molecular function: ABC-type transporter activity; ATP binding; ATP hydrolysis activity. NCBI's taxonomy places the organism in Eukaryota, Fungi, Ascomycota, Eurotiomycetes, Eurotiales, Aspergillaceae. Gene Ontology annotation, biological process: transmembrane transport.